AUGGAACAAGAAGAACGGUCGGUCGAUGCUACGGAGACAUCUAGCAAUACUGUGGACAACGAUUCUCCAUCCUCCGACUUGGGUCUCUUGAUCGAUUCAACCGAAGGAUAUAAGGCAAGCGAAAAGAAAUUCGAUAUUGUAGCAAUCCAUGGCCUCGGUGGCCAGGUCAAGCCAUGGAGUUCAAGCAAGACGAACACCUGGAUUCAGGAUUUGGCAGCCCACAUGAACUGGGAAGUUCGCAUUAUCCGGUAUGCCUAUGAUGCCACAAAAUUAGCAGGAGCUACAUAUCCCGAGGAGGCGAUUUCCUCUGAGGCCUCUACGCUUCUUCAAAAGCUCAGUGAGCUGAGGAGAGGCCAGCAACCUACGUUACCAUUGGCUUUCUUUACUCAUGACAUAGGAGGAAUCAUUGCCAAAAAGGCUUUGAUACUAGCGAGUCGCUAUGACAGUGAACAUACCGAUAUUAGCUACUCAACGAAACUUUUGAUGUUCUUCGGCUGUCCACACAGAACCCUCGAUACGCAUCAUGACAUCGAGAUUCUUGCUAGCAGGCUUGAAAUAUUGAAGCCGGCAGACUCAAUAGUGACUAAGGCGAUCAUGAGAUGUCUAGCGAGAUCAGUCAUUGACGUGAACAAUGCUUUCCUGAACACUAGAGUCCUCACACGGGCCAACGUUAUCAAUAUCAUUUCAUCAAAGACAGAUGCUACUGAAAGGGUCUUUGACAAAUACACGGCAGCACUUGGAGUUCCCAUGGAGAAAAGGAUUUCAUCUUGUAAGUCAACACGCAGUGAAAAGUCAACUAGAGCAAACAUUCUGAUUUCUAUUUCAGUUCCUUGGCAGGAUGAUAAGUUAUCCCAUGUCAUGAGAGCCAUAAUGCACCAGGCACCUCCGAUCCACCCAUUCAAGUUCAACACAACCCGUGGAUUCGUCUGGAUUUCUGAGCACGAUGCCAUGGUUAAAUGGCUGAAGUCUUGGGGUCUUGGUCUUCUGCAUAUCCACGGCACCUCUGCCAUAUCUAGUGUGGCUCAGCAUGUGUAUGAGGGGAUAAUAGAUCGUGGAAGGAGCACGACCUUCCGAGCCAUUCUAUACUUCAAAUUCGACAAACACGAUAUUCGCCUAAAUUCCAUGGGGGCCAUGGCAAACUCCUUCUUGCUCCAGAUUCUCAGUCAGAUAAGGGAGUCCCCUAAUAGCAAGAUGCCAGAUAUAGAACCGCCUGAUUUCUCGGAUUGUUGGACUGAUAAAGAUGCCUUCUUCUUUUUGGAGAAGAUCAUGAAGGAUAUAACAACCCUUGGCGAAAUUCACUGGAUCAUUGAUCGGCUCGAUCAAUGUGAUGACAGCAGUAGCAUGUUCUUAUCCAUGGUCUCUGACAUGGCCAAGAAUUCCGAGCAGCAUUUCAAGAUUCUGGUGACGACCGUUGAUGAUAAUCAGAUCCGCGAGGCUCUAUCAGAGUACCCUUCGAUUGACUUGAGAGAGCACCCGUCGACAGCUGAUGUUAUGGAGAGCAUUGUGCUCGAAUUUAUGACUGAGCUGUGCCAAAUUCGACCACAAUAUCGCCACUUUGAGCAAGAAUUACGACAAAUAUUGGAUUCCUGCAGUGACGAUGACUUGCUUCGCCGCCUCCUUCUCGAAUGGCUUCUGGUAGCACCUUGUGCAUCGACCAAGUCAGCUCUAGAGCGGGAGCUCUCAUUUCUUACCCCCCUUUCACCGGCCAAGAUAUCCAAAAGAUGCUUAGAUGCGGUGCCUGAAAGCUCACGGCCAUGGGCUCGAAAGGUCUUGAUGUGGAUAUCCCUGUCCGUUAGCCCGCUGACUCCUGAAGAACUGGGAAGUGCACUUAGCCUUGAUGCCUCUACGGGCCUGGUGCCUGGCCAGGAGCCAUAUGGAGAUCUCAUGUGGGAUAUUGAAAAGUGCCUUGGGCCUAUGAUCAUCCUAGAGAGUGGUCAAGUUCAAUUUCGCCAUCCAGCUUCUCGGGAUUUCCUGGCGACUAGCAGAGACGCUUCCGACCUAGAACUGCCUUGGUACGCUUGGAACUCUCCGGAAGAAGGUCAUCGAGAGAUCACAGAUGCUUGUGUCGGAUAUCUCACCUCACGUUCUACUCAAGACAAGAUCCUAGCAGCUUGCCGAACAUGUCCUAUUGAUCAGCGAAUUUUCGAGAGCUCAUCAGAUAUCACAUCGUAUGCUGUCGAAUUUUGGUCAUUGCACUACCAGCGAAGUCACUCAUCAUUAUCUCCAAAGCCAGAAUCCUCCAGCAUCGCAAACUUCUUCAAUGAUGAUACGGCACUCGAGCGUUGGGAUGCAGCCAAAUGGUUCCUUUCAAAUCCUCAUAUCAGAUCGGACCGACUCUUCCUUUCACAUAUACCGGUAAUUGCAUCUAUAGGCGACGAAGACUCGGUUAAAAACUGUAUUCAGUCUCAAGAACCUGACAAACGGGAUAUUUCCCAGGCACUUAUCGAGGCAUCGAGAUACGGACAUAGCGAUGUUGUCAAGUUACUCCUCCAAAAGUCAAGCGCAGAUGCAGAUAUCUGCAUCGAAGCUAUAAUGGCCGCAGCACGAUCGGCUGAACUGGAAACACUGGGCAUCUUGUUAUCGUAUGCUAUUGAAACUUUGCACAUAGCUCAGUGGCCUGGCGCUCUUACUUCGCGGCUCGCUUAUCUCGGUUCAACUGAGCACUUAAAGACCAUCUUAGGAGCUGGAGCAGACGCGAACUCGACAGAUCCAAAUUGUUCACCACCUCUUCACUGUGCCAUCGUUAGAGACGAGACUGCAGCUUUCGACUCCCUAAUAGAGCACGGAGCUGACCCUGCUGCCGUCAACUCCAACUGGGUAGACACGCCGCCCAUAGUGGUAGCUGGCAAGUAUGGACGAGCGAAGAUCAUCGACAGGCUGGCCAAAGCAGCACUCAUCGGUGCACAGGAUAACAAGGGCAGGAACGCUCUAUGGUAUGCGGGAGGUAGAGGUCACCACGCAGUGUUGCAAGCUCUCGUCAAGGCUGGAGCGAACACAGAAGUCCUCACUGCCAACGUGAGGGAACUUCGACCUGCCCUUAUCCCCAUCGUAGGGGCUCCCUACCCAAAGUGCCUCAAGUCAGUACUUGAUGCUGGCGUGGAUAUCAAUUCAAAGUUAAGGGAAGUUCACUCAUUCCAUGCAUUGGGCAUAGCGGCACGAUCAGGCCACGUUGAGAUUUGCCGUAUGCUGCUUGAUCACGGCACGUGUAAAGAGUUCGAUGACGAUUCUGCUCUUAUCCACGCUGCGAGAGCGAAUAAUAUUGAGAUUGUGAACAUGCUGCUCAAAGAGGGUCACAAGGUCGAUGUGCAGUUGGACGACUCCCCAUACCAUGGCACGCCUUUGGUGGCGGCUGCUAGGGCAGGUUACACAGAUAUAGUUACAGCUCUCCUGGGGAAAAGAGCCAACGUCAACUAUGCUGCUCCCAAAGAAAUUACACCUCUGAUGUCCGCCGUCCUGGGAAAUCAAGCGGCAAUAGCCAAGACGUUGAUUAAUGCCGGUGCGGAUAUGAAUGCCGUUAGCGGCGGCGACAAUAACAAAUGGAAUGCAACUCACUUUUCUUACGACUUGCCGGACUGUAUGAAGGUUCUGGUCGAAGCUGGGGCUGAUAUAAACGCACUCGGUCCUGAUGGCACGCCAUUCUACCUCGCGGCGUAUUUCAAUCAGACAAAGGUAGUCGAGCCGCUUCUUGAGCACAAACCAGAUCUUGAAACCAAAUGCCCCGACGGAGACUUUACAGACGCGGGCUAUACGCCGCUUCUUUGUGCAGCAUCCUGUGGUUACAAUGAGCUACUACGGCUGCUAUUGGAAGCUGGUGCUGAUAUUGAAGCGAAAACUCCAAAAGGCGGGACACCUCUGAUCCUAGCUGUGGCCACCAACCAAGAGGAGAGUGUCAAGAUCCUACUGGAGUACAACUUGGACAUCGACGCUAGAGACAUAUGGGAAGGUUCUGCUAUCUUCUGUCUUCCUAACCCUGCAAAUCUAUCUGUCGUCAGACGCCUGAUAAACCGCGGUGCCAGUUUGACAAUCCGGAACAACGAAAAGUAUACCCCUCUGGGGAAAGCCGUCGUGAACGGAGACCUUCCUUUAGUACGACUGCUCUCUUCUCAAAAGAUUGAUUUGAAUGCGGAGGCUGCUGAGAAUGGGACUGCUCUACACAUCGCAACAGAGAAGUGCAACGUUGACAUCGUCAAAGUGCUCGUCAAGAAGGGUGCUAGCCCGGAUGUCGCUAAUUCCUGGAUGUAUGGCUCACCUCUUCAGAGACUGUUUGAGAAAUAUUAUACUUCUGCAGAGAACAAGGAUAUAAUUGCCCAACAUCUAAUUAAUGACGCUGGAGCCGAUGUCAAUGUUCACGGUGGCAACAUGGGAUCAGUCCUGAACGCAGCAAUCCUGAGUGGCUCUCUAGACAUGAUCAAGCUCAUUCUUGAGAAAGGUGCUGAUAUUGGAUGGCAAGACCUCCAAGGGCGACGGCCGAUACACUAUGCAGCCUUGAAAACAGUUCAGCAUUUCAACCUAUUACUCGCGGGAAGUGGCGAUGAUGAAGAACGUCUCGGCAUCACUACGAAGACCAAGUCUGGCCUGACAGUGCUACAUUUUGCUGUAGCAACGGGAAGAUCUGAUCUUGUGGAACUGGUACUCUCACAUACAAGUGGCACAAUAUCCAUCAAUGAGCCUGACGACGAUGGUUGGACGCCUCUGCUCUGGGCAUGUCGCGUUUGUGAGAGUUGGGGCACGCCCAAGGAGGUCAGUCCUGAAAUCGUGAAGCUUCUUCUAGAUCGUGGAGCAGAUCCAUCGGUUCGAGGUCGGACCUCAGAUGACAGAGAAUGGUCGCCCCUCAAGAUGGCCAGAUUCCAUGGCGCAUCACAAGAAGUGAUAGAUGUGUUAACAGCAAGUCCUAGUAAAAGAAAGGAAGAUGACUGGAAGUCCAAGUUCCAUGCUUCUAAGAAAGCAGCGCGAACUACAUGGUAUUGCGACUUAUGCCUCUUUCACGUCUAUGGUACCUUAUACUACUGUGACGGUUGCGAGCUCUCGUAUGGAUUGUGUUUCAAGUGCUAUCGUUAUAGAGGAGAUUUUCAUCCCUAUCACGAUCAAUGGGCAGAGCGAGGUCCAGAAUUUGUUGACGAUGAUGAUGAGGAGGAGGAAGAGAAGGAAGAGGAAGAGGAUGAUCCGAAGGGUUCACCAGGGAUUGAGCAGGUGCAGGACGACGAUUCUGAGGGUGAUUGGUCGAAUGAUGAAGCCGAGGGAGAGGGUAAAUAAAACUGGUUGAGCCUUGGUCAGUAGGUACAAUCAUGGUUAUAGUUUAUCUGAAAGAGACAUUGUCUCAAAUGCUGUAGUGG
Messenger RNA from Fusarium verticillioides 7600, 5333 nucleotides. RefSeq lists its product as hypothetical. Gene Ontology annotation, molecular function: protein binding. The coding region runs from base 1 to 5253 and encodes 1750 amino acids. NCBI's taxonomy places the organism in Eukaryota, Fungi, Ascomycota, Sordariomycetes, Hypocreales, Nectriaceae. The transcript is spliced from 8 exons. The record is from RefSeq and is a predicted model, not a curated record.